AGUGAAGUUUCAGGCCACGGACUUCCCGCUUCUUCCGCUCGUCUCUUCCCCGAGUCAUCAUCCGACGGUUAAAAACAAAAUUAAAACUCCGAUUUCGUUCUUCGUAAUCGUAACCCCCAAAUCUGAUUCAUUUACUCUAAAUUUGCAGUUUCUCUCCAGUCCAGACACACCAAGACCAAGGCUUUGUAUUCAGAUCUUCUACAGGUUAUAGAACCAUGCAAAUGUUAAGAGUCGUGUUAAUAAGUUAGAUUUCACAUAUCAGACUCAUUUAGUAUCAUGGAAAACAUAAGUGCUUCUGGGAAAACUACAAUGAAUUAUCCAAAUUCUGAAAAGCAGGACGAAUUUUCACCUGCUUUUGUGAAGGAAUCAGGCGAGGAACCAUCAAAGGAAAUCAAAUCUGUUACCAUCGGCAGCAAUGGUUCCCAGUUAGACAAUGACGAUGGACGAGAUGGCUUAGGUGACAAGAUAAAUAAGAGUAAUGUCUCGGAGUCUAAAGCUCAUGAAGAGAAUUUAGUGGACAGCAUGGAGCAUGAUAAUGUGAGCAAGAUUCAAGAGAGAAGUGACUUCAACCCCAAUGUCCAGGAAGAAAGCUCAGGUGUUCAUAUUGAACAAGUUGACUCCGGUCACCAGGUAGAUAAAGGUAAGGAUUUUGAGUCCAAAACUGAAGAAGAAGCAAAUGAAAGUACAACUGAGAUCCUUAGUGAGGAGAAGGAACCAGAGCCUAUUUUUGAUGGAACAGAGGUUCCUGGAAUGGAAGCUAACAGGAGUUCUUCUACACGUUCUUUGGAUCUUGGUCCUGAAGUUGAGGGAUCUGCUUGGCCUGAGAAGGCAGUGGCUCUAACAAACUUUGUCAAGGAAAAGGGUGUUGUUGCAGUUGCCACUGUUCUACGCAGACUUUCUAUAAAACGGGAUGAGCUUGGACAGGACAUUCCUACUGAUGAGGACAAGGCUGCUUCAGAUUCGCCUGAAGAUAACAAAACUGCAGAAAUGUCUCAAAAAGCGGCUGAGAGAUCUGCAUGGAAUCCCCUAAACUACAUUAAGAUCUCACGUGAUAAUACAGAGAAAAAGGCUGAACCGGAAGCUGAAGCCAUGGAGAUGCUGUUACAACCUAUAGUCAUUAAAGGAAGAAUUAUACUAUAUACGAGGUUAGGCUGUAAGGAUUGCAAGGAGGCUAGGUUAUUCUUGCACAGAAAGAGGCUUAGAUAUGUAGAGAUCAAUAUUGAUGUUUUCCCCAGUAGAAAGGUUGAGUUGGAGAAAUUAUCUGGCUCAUCUGCUGUUCCAAAGGUUUUUUUCAAUGAAGUUCUGAUUGGAGGACUUGAUGAAAUGAAGAGUCUGGAUGAGUCUGACAAGCUCAAUGAAAAAAUCGAUUAUCUUAUUAAUGAAGCACCUGCAGUUGAAGCUCCUUUGCCUCCUCUUUCUGGUGAAGAUGAUGUGUCCAGUAAUGGGGCACUUGAUGAAUUUGCUGUUAUUGUUCAGAAAAUGAAACAAUUUAUCAUUAUUAAAGAUCGAUUCUAUAAGAUGCGAAGGUUCACCAGCUGUUUUGUGGGCUCAGAAGCUGUAGAUUUCUUAUCAGAGGAUCAAUACUUGGAAAGGGAUGAGGCUAUCGAAUUUGGUAGAAAGCUUGCAAGCAAACUCUUCUUUCGGCAUGUUCUUGAGGAAAAUUUAUUUGAGGAUGGCAACCACUUGUAUCGAUUCUUGGAUGAUGAUCCUGUUGUGGCAUCUCAAUGUCACAACGUUCCGACAGGCAUAAUUGAUGUGAAGCCUAAACCCAUAAUAGAAAUUGCAUCAAGGUUGAGGUUUUUGUCUUAUGCCAUCUUUGAAGCCUACAUGUCAGAAGAUGGUAGGCAUGUUGAUUACAGAAGCAUUCAUGGAAGUGAAGAAUUUGCAAGGUAUUUGAGGACAAUUCAAGAGCUCCAUAGAGUAGAAUUGCAAGAUAUGCGUAGGGAAGAGAAGCUGGCUUUCUUUAUAAAUCUCUAUAACAUGAUGGCCAUCCAUGCAAUAUUGGAAUGGGGUUAUCCAGUUGGAGCACUCGAGCGAAGGAAGAUGUUUGGAGAUUUCAAGUACGUUAUUGGUGGCUGUACAUACUCACUUUCAGCCAUUCAAAAUGGGGUUUUAAGAGGCAAUCAACGCCCACCAUACAAUCUCAUGAAGCCAUUUGGCGAGAAAGACAAACGUUUCAAGGUGGCUCUUCCUUACCCAGAGCCUCUUAUUCACUUUGCAUUGGUUUUUGGUAGCCGCUCUGGACCUGCUCUUCAAUGCUAUUCUCCUGCCAAUAUUGACAAAGAAUUGAUGGAAGCAGCACGUAAUUACUUAAGAGGUGGAGGACUUAUCAUUGAUUUGCAGGCGAAUGCUGCAUUAGCCAGUAAGAUCCUCAAAUGGUAUAGUGUUGAUUUUGGAAAGAACGAAGUAGAGGUAUUGAAACAUGCAUCAAACUAUUUGGAACCAGCCAAUUCGGAAGCCUUAUUGGAAUUGCUUGCAGACGCUCGUUUGAAGCUGAUGUAUCAGCCUUAUGAUUGGAGUUUGAACCUCUAGAGUAAACUUUAGUUCCUUAUAUACCACAGAGCAGUACAUGCAAUUCCCUUUAACAGAUAUUUGCAGGAGGGAAGCAUUGGUUAUUGCAAUGCAAGAACUAUUGAGAAUAUACAGCUGUGAAAGUCCUUUAUCGGAUUUGGAUGCUGGGUUGUUAAAUUAUGAAGUGGUGUUCUGCUUGUUAA
Molecule: messenger RNA, 2714 nt
Organism: Tripterygium wilfordii
Lineage: Eukaryota; Viridiplantae; Streptophyta; Magnoliopsida; Celastrales; Celastraceae
Exons: 7
Coding region: 277-2532 (751 amino acids)
Biological process (GO): intracellular signal transduction
Source: RefSeq, a predicted model, not a curated record